AUGGCUCGUCUAUCACAUGCUUCGCUGGCAUGGCUGCUUUUCACUGCCUCAGCACAAGCGUCUUAUGUUAUCGAAGGUCUCUCCUUCGGCCACAAGGGCGCCAUCUCACCGAAUGGACGCGCCGUCCCCGGCUGGCACCUUUCUGGCGAGAACCACACUCCCCAACUACUAUCCGACCGCAUCAUCCUCACUCCUCCCGCUCCCGGCGGCACAAGGGGCGCCAUCUUCGCCGAUAACCCCAUCACCCAACCUGAAUGGAUUGUCGAGACCGAGUUCCGUGCCUCGGGCCAAGAGCGUGGCAGUGGUAACCUGAACUUCUGGUUCGUCGACACUGGCCGUUCUGCUGUCGGCCAAAGCAGUAUAUACACCGUUGGCAAGUUCGACGGUCUUGCCCUGGUCGUUGAUCAAUACGGUCCGCGUGGAGGAUCUAUCCGCGGUUUCCUCAACGACGGCACGGCCAACUUCAAGGACCACCACAAUGUUGACAGUCUGGCCUUUGGUCACUGUGACUAUGCCUACCGCAACUUGGGUCGUCCCAGCAAGCUGCGCAUCGAGAACGGUGCUCAUGGUCUCCGUGUCGAUAUCGACGGUACACCCUGCUUCCACAGCGAGAAGGUCAACCUCCCUCCUGGCUACUUCUUCGGUGUCUCCGCCGCUGCUUCUGAGAACCCCGAUUCGUUCGAGCUCUACAAGUUUGCCGCAUCCACCACAAAUUCCAUCACCCGUGAGGAACCCAACGUCGAGGCCAAGCGCCAGCAUCUUGAAAAACUAGACAAGUUCCCUGGUGCUCCUGAAGCUCUUCCCGAUGCCGACGCCAGCACUAUCCUGGACCAGGUACAUCAGUUUGCCGAUCUUCACAACCGCAUGCAAGCAAUGAAUCACCAGAUUGCAACCCUGUUUGGCGAGUUUGAGCGUCUGUCCCGUCAAUUGAACGAACGCCAUGCUGAGUUGAUGGCCAAGGUCACCGGUCCCAAUGCUGGUGAUUCUAGCGACAAGACGCAUCAACAGACUACCGGCGAGGCCCUUCUUCCUUUGAGUCGUCGUGUUGAAAACAUUGAGCGUAUUGUGCUCGCCAUUCAGCGCGAUGUUGAGGGCAAGGACUACCGCGAGCACUUGACUAACCUACAGCAGUCUAUCGAGGGCGUUCGUGGAGGUUUGACCGAGCAUCUCCCCGAGACAAUUUCUCACAUGAUCUCCACUGCGGCUCCCAAGAUGGGUAUGUUCAUCUUCGUCGUUAUUGCCUUCCAGGUCAUGCUCGCCGGCGCCUACAUCAUCUACAAGAAGCGCAGAGCAAGUGCUCCUAAGAAGUAUUUGUGA
Messenger RNA from Aureobasidium namibiae CBS 147.97, 1317 nucleotides. Its product is annotated as putative lectin family integral membrane protein. Gene Ontology annotation, molecular function: D-mannose binding. The transcript has 2 exons. Bases 1 to 1317 code for a protein of 438 amino acids. Gene Ontology annotation, biological process: endoplasmic reticulum organization; Golgi organization; endoplasmic reticulum to Golgi vesicle-mediated transport. NCBI's taxonomy places the organism in Eukaryota, Fungi, Ascomycota, Dothideomycetes, Dothideales, Saccotheciaceae. The record is from RefSeq and is a predicted model, not a curated record. Gene Ontology annotation, cellular component: endoplasmic reticulum-Golgi intermediate compartment; endoplasmic reticulum membrane; COPII-coated ER to Golgi transport vesicle.